This is a messenger RNA of Eruca vesicaria subsp. sativa (arugula), 282 nucleotides long. The record is from the annotation of a GenBank genome assembly. Lineage: Eukaryota; Viridiplantae; Streptophyta; Magnoliopsida; Brassicales; Brassicaceae.
AUGUUAAGUUUUAAGGUGGAAUGGUUGACGGCAAAGCUUGUUGAUGUUGACGUGAAUGCUUGUAAAGUAAGGAUUGUGAAAUUCAACGAAGAAGUCAAGAAACACGAGCAGAUGAUUUUCCAUCUCAAAGCUAAGUUGAAAGUGGAGGAGGCCAAGUCGAAGAAGCAUAGUUACUUACUUAUUUAGUUAUUUUUAAACUUAUUUAGUUUCUCUCAGUUACUUAUUAUUUUAUUAUUUUAUUAUUAUUACAUUUUGAAAUCUCUUGUUUUAGUUUGAAAAAAU